AUGCAUUGGCGUUUUCGCUUGGCGUUGUUUCUUCGCAUGACCCUCAGAGAUGAAUACAAGACCGAGGAAUACCUAARAAAAAUAGAACCCRAACAAGUGUCACRAAUAGUGGAUGRAAUCUUCMAAAACUAYGAUAAACUCRAAAGACCCUACUACAGAGUUAAGCCAGUGGAAAUAGGAAUCUUUUUUGAGAUUGAAGCAAUUAGCCACAUAUCAGAAGAAAACAUGGAUCCUCGCGUUGCCUUUGACAAAGACAACAAUGAUUCUUUUCUCAUCCUCCGUGGUGAACACCUAAACAAGCUAUGGCUACCUGAUACCUACAUCCUUAACGCUAGAAAAGUCUCUAUCGAAACCAAUACCUAUUCAGCUAAGGUCUACGCAAACGGAAAGAUAAGCUAUUCGUACAGGAUGUCAGUCACUGCUUUGGCGAAGAUGAAUUUCUUAAACUACCCAAUGGAUAACCAGAUACUAAAAAUAGAUAUCAGUAGCUAUAGAUAUAUGGCUGAGCAGCUGACUCUGAAGUGGGAGAAAGGCUCGAUGGUUUACAACGAAAUGGCAGGAUAUGUGGUGAAGAGUGAAAAUAAUACCAGUGAAAUCCAUGCCUACGGCAAAGUGGAUUGGAGUUUCCUUUCAUUCUCCAUUACCGUUCACCGUCGUCUUGGUUACUUCAUUAUGCAGUUUUUCUUCCCCUGCAUUCUGUGUGCAGUCGUAUCAUGGUUGCCAUUCUGGAUGGAUCGUUACGAGAUCGGUGACCGCAUGGCUCUAAGCAUCACUACCUUGUUAACAGAAGUGUUCUUGUCCCAGUACAUCAAUAGUAACAUGCCUCGUGUCAGUUACAUCAAGGCAGCUGAUSAAUAUCUUUUGGCCACCUUCAUCUUCAUCUUCAUGGGGUUGUUGGAGAAUGUAGUGGUCUACAACUUCCGCUCAGAUGUGAGAAAAUUGAAAAAAGUAAAAAAGAAAACCAAAGCCACCAAAUUGGAGUUUGAGUUGCAGGACAUCCACUGCUAUGGCCAAGAAAUAUCACCAAGCCAAGAAAUUAUGACGGAAAGUCCCAGAAACAAUCUAGAGCAAGAAGCAUCGUCUAAGAGCGCUGAUCAUAAUGAGAACAAGAUGGACGCUGAAGAAGCCACAGAGAAAGAUCAGUCUCUUGUUGUUGACAAGAUAUCUCGUGUUUUGUUCCCACUAGCUUUCAUUGUUUUUCAGGCCUAUUAUUUUGGAAGACAUUUGUAAAUAAGUUAAAAAGAUCGAGUCUUCAUGCAGCGAGCUGAGAUAAUGAGAAACGCAAAUGCCAUGAACCGAUCAAUUGGAUCAAAUAUUUAAGGGUAGACUAUUUGUAAUCGUAAAUGUAACGCUUUCGCUAUAAAUAGUGCAUUACGUAUAAGACGUAUUUAGACACUUUGCUUAUCGGUAUAUACUCAAAAUCUAUUUGUGCAGCAAUUGAUCUUGUUACGAGGAAAAUAUACUUAAAGCUUUUAACUUGUAUAGAUUUAAUAGUACAUACAUGCUUUAUACGCUCCAACGCGGCUCAGAAUUAGUAUUCUUAAAGAACUGAUGUAGAUAACAAUGAACAGUGCAAGGCCUACUCCAGGUCAAUUAUACACUUAGGGAUCAUGUAAAUUAUCUUUUGUUCUGUCAAGCUAGUUUUUCUCGAAAGAAAAGACUUUUUCAGUGCAAUAAACCCAUGCUUGCUUUCUUCCUCGGCAGCGCUAUUUCAAGUCUGUUCAGCUACAGGCAGCUUUAUCAGUACUGCAUGUUCAUCGACUGUAACAUGGCUGAUACAUGAUCAGUAAAGACUUGUGAAAAUUGUUGUCAACAGUUAUCAGGAUAUUCUAUUCUAUUCUAUUUUGUCAGAAUACAGAGCCGUUAGGAUAGUUAGCACAAGAACAUAGUUGCUAUUACAGAGACAAUAAUAAACAGAAUUGUCACCCUA
Molecule: messenger RNA, 1930 nt
Organism: Actinia tenebrosa (Australian red waratah sea anemone)
Lineage: Eukaryota; Metazoa; Cnidaria; Anthozoa; Actiniaria; Actiniidae
Product: gamma-aminobutyric acid receptor subunit rho-2-like
Biological process (GO): monoatomic ion transmembrane transport
Cellular component (GO): membrane
Molecular function (GO): extracellular ligand-gated monoatomic ion channel activity; transmembrane signaling receptor activity
Source: RefSeq, a predicted model, not a curated record